UUCUGUGGCUGGGGAAGCUGAGUCAGGAAAUCCCGGUUGUCCCGGCCGGAUCCUGGCUGAGUCAUUUGCAGGAGCUGAGUAACUGCGCUCCAUGGGUGGACAAGAGCUGGGCUCUGCCUGCCCUGCCCACCCCCUGCCUCAGUUUCCCCACAAUGCAGCACAUCCCCGGCAUAGGGAACCCGCUCCUGAGGGACCAGGCCUCGCCAGCGCCGGGAUGAACGGGACAGCCAACGUCAACCCUGCCGCCCGCAGCCACUUCGCCUCUGCCAUCCCGGUGCCCCGCGCUAUGGCCCAUGGCAAACCACACGCUGCGGCCCCCCCCAGCACCACGGCCCCCCCCGUGUCCCCCAGGGCUCUGUCCCCCCAGCCAGCCCCCGGCCCCAGAACCCUCAAACCCAAAGGCAGAGCUGCCGAGGGCAAUGGGGGCAGCCCCGGUGUCCCCCGCCGUGGGGGGCAGAAGGUCCCAGCGAGACCCCUGGUGCCCCCCGGGAAGUGGCCAGAAGCAGGGGGCAGUGGGAGGAGAGGGGCAGGCAGGGCAAGGGAGCCCCCUGAGCUCCCCAAGGCUCCCCCAGCACAGGGUAGGGCUGGGGGGCGGCUGGGGGCUGGCCCUGGGAAGGGCAGUGGGGUGACCGUGGCAGGGAUGGGGGAUGAGCCCCACAGUGGCUCGCAGGGGAGGGGUCCUGUAUUUGGGUCGGGGGCCAUCACCUUCUCCUCGGGUGCCCCACACAAUCACCCCGUCACUGCCACCGUGGCACCCUUCCAGUACCGGCUGCAGGAGCGCUGGGAGGAGGGUGACGAGUGCCCUGGACCUGACCCCGACCCCAGACCUGGAGGCCCGAGUGAGUCCAGGGGGGUUUGCUGGGGAUGGGGGGGGGGUCCUGCAGGGGGGGCAGGGGGUCGUGUGGAGCUCAGACCCCCACGGGCAUGUGCUGGAAUGGAAUCCGAGGGGGAACCCCCACAUAAGCUGUGCCCCAAUUCCUCUGGGAAUGACACGGCUGCAGCUCCUGUAUCCAGUGACUCCCACGGCUAAAAACCUACAACCAGAGGCAUCACCAAACCCAGGUGCAGGAGCCACCUUGGCAUCCC
This is a messenger RNA of Pezoporus flaviventris, 1086 nucleotides long. RefSeq lists its product as uncharacterized. The transcript has 3 exons. The coding region runs from base 92 to 1030 and encodes 312 amino acids. The record is from RefSeq and is a predicted model, not a curated record. Lineage: Eukaryota; Metazoa; Chordata; Aves; Psittaciformes; Psittacidae.